This is a messenger RNA of Volvox carteri f. nagariensis, 2325 nucleotides long. RefSeq lists its product as uncharacterized. Lineage: Eukaryota; Viridiplantae; Chlorophyta; Chlorophyceae; Chlamydomonadales; Volvocaceae. Bases 214 to 1929 code for a protein of 571 amino acids. The transcript has 4 exons. The record is from RefSeq and is a predicted model, not a curated record.
UCGAUCGGUGCCACCGGUGCCGCAAGCCUGCGCCUGCAGCUACAGCAAACCAGGUCGGCUCGGUUUCAGACGCUGCGCCGUGUGGUGCUAUCUAGCGCAGAGCGGCAGCGGCUGACGCUGUGUACGGCGCUUCUGGCUGAGGUGGCUCAGGGCUUCGGCUUCCGGUUAACGGUGCGCCAGCCGGACGGACAGGAGGUCGGCGCGAGGCAGGCCAUGGAGGCGGUGGCGCACUUGCAGUCCCAGGGCCCCACAGAUACUCCGGCCGCCGUCACUGCCGCCGGUGCCGCGGCGGGCGAGGAGGCCAACGUGCCGGCGGGCAAUGGCGACGGCACCGAAGCCGUGCCACCUGACUCGCAGGAUGCAUUGGCACCUCUGGAUGUGGAGCUGGGUUUGGCGUCGGGUGGUGCGGUGCUGCCAGGGCAGGCGGCCGGGGUGCUCAAACCGCUGGUGGGGGGAGGCCUGGCAACUCGCCUUGCGAGGUCUCCGAGCGGGCUGCGGCCGGUGCGUCUUGGCAGCCGUGGCAGCCUCACGGCGCUGAUAUCAGGCCGUCUGAUGUCAGCAGCGCUGGGUAGCAUGGGCCUGACUGGGGCGGGCACAGGCACCAAGAAGACGGCGGCAGUACAGGCCGUGCAAGCGGCCAGACGGAGGAUCCUCAUGCGAGCCGCGUCCAACGCGGCCGCUGAGGAAACCGCUGCAGCCGUCGCCAACGCUGCUACGGCAGAAGCAGCAACGGUGGCAACGGCGGCGGCGGAUGUGGACCUAGCCAUCCACACAGCCGCACAGGAGUCAGUGUCCCCGGGCAACAACGGCGACACCUCCGCAAAUGCGCCCGCCGUGCAGAGCAGUAUUGUGGGGCCAAGCAGCUGCGGCGGCCGGCACAUCGUAUGGGACCCGGACAAGCUGCCUAAGCUGCCGGCGGCAGGGCAGGUGCAGCUGCACGUCAAGGGCACAGCUGCGGCCGGCGCGCGGCUGGAGGACUCCGCAGCUGCUGUCGCACCUCCGCCAGCGAAGCGCGCCCGCAUCUGGGAUGCGGCUGCAGCGGCGGAUGCUUCACCACCUAGGUCGUCGUCAGCAGGCGAGGAUGGCAGGAAGGAGCAAGCACCAGGGCACCGGCAGGCGGAUACGGGCGCUAUGUCAGGGGGGAUGGUUAGAACAGAGGAGGGCCACGGAGGUGAGAUGAGGGUUGACGGGGGGCAGCAGCGCGGCGCCGGAGGCGACGAGGAGCCCCCUGGACACGCUGGAGCGGUGAGUACCAGCGGUGCCAGCGGCAGCCGCAGGGACACGGAGGGAGAUACGGAGGGGGAACGGCAGCGUGUUGGCCGAGGCGACCGCGUGGGGGACCCUGACCUGGAUGCCCUGGAUAGCCGCUCCAGACCGAAGCGAACGGAUAGCGCCGCCGAGGCGGGGACCAAGGACCCGGGGUCCGGUCGGUCAAGCAGGCUCCUGGGGACGGCGCUGGCAGGCUCAGCGAAGGCGACGGCGGUGGCAGCCGCUGCCGCGUCAGCGGCCGCUAUUGCUACCAGCUCUCGUCGGCCUCGCGCCCCGAUACACACCGGUGCUCCAGCAGGAUGUGUGUCACGGAGUAGCCCCACCGCCAUCGCAGCGCCGUCAUCGGACGAUGCUACAGACACGGAGGUGGCUGCCGUUGUGGCCGGAAGCGGCCGGACGGCACCCAGGAGUACAUAUGAGGCUGACGGGUCACCGGGUUCAGGAACGGCUGUGACGGGGACGGGUGCGGGUAAGGGGGUCGCUACAUCAGCGAGAGGAGGAGCGCAGCACGGGGGAGGGUCUGGUGGUAGUGGCGCCGCCGCCGGCCCAACAGGCCUGGGCUCUACCGAGAGGGGAACCGGGGCUGGGGCUCUGGUAAGCCCUGCGGGAAAGCUAUUUGGCGCCGCCAUGCGCCAGUUGCAACGACGGAGCCAAGGGUGAAGUGCGGGGUCGGGUUUCUGGGCUGUGACACAGUGGCUGGAGUCGGCGGACAUUGAACCGGACUGCGAGGGUGAGGUGCAUCCGGGACUUUUUGAGGAAAUUGCUGUCAUUUGUAGGUAGGAGGUAGGUGCUUUCGCUGAGGGGGGUUCAUUAGGAGGCGUCAGAGUUCAGAGGUCCGUGCGAAGUAAGUGGGCUUUCGCAAUGGGAUAAGCGUUGGGCCUGGGGGCCUCCGGGAGUAACCGCGAAGUGAGGGGGCCGGAAGGGGGUAGAGGGUAGGACACAAGGUCGGGGAGAGCAAUUCUUUGGACUGCCCCGGUCGCACAAUUCCUGUGCUUCCCUAAUUCGACACCCCGAACAGGCCAAUUCUGACUGUCCGAAUGUCCCUGCCAGGCCAGU